Mus caroli (Ryukyu mouse) is the source of this 1308-nucleotide messenger RNA. RefSeq names its product replication factor C subunit 5 (gene Rfc5). Gene Ontology annotation, biological process: DNA-templated DNA replication; DNA repair. Gene Ontology annotation, molecular function: ATP binding; DNA clamp loader activity; DNA binding. NCBI's taxonomy places the organism in Eukaryota, Metazoa, Chordata, Mammalia, Rodentia, Muridae. Gene Ontology annotation, cellular component: nucleus; DNA replication factor C complex. The record is from RefSeq and is a predicted model, not a curated record.
GCGCGGACUCCGAGUGCGGCGGGUCGGUAGCGGGGACCCGCAGCAUCUGUCAGUCAUGACGGCGGCGGCGCCUUCGCAGCAGCGGCCCCCGGCGGCCCGGGCCCGGAACCUGCCCUGGGUUGAGAAGUACCGGCCACAGACCCUGGCCGAUCUCAUUUCUCACCAGGACAUUCUGAGUACCAUUCAGAAGUUCAUCAGUGAAGACCGCCUGCCACACCUACUUCUCUAUGGCCCUCCAGGGACAGGGAAGACAUCCACCAUCCUAGCCUGUGCCAAGCAACUGUACAAAGAUAAAGAAUUCGGCUCCAUGGUCUUGGAGCUGAAUGCUUCUGACGACCGAGGGAUCGAUAUCGUUCGAGGGCCAAUCCUCAGCUUUGCCAGCACAAGGACAAUCUUCAAGAAAGGUUUUAAGCUUGUGAUCCUGGACGAAGCCGACGCCAUGACUCAGGAUGCCCAGAAUGCCUUGAGAAGAGUGAUUGAGAAGUUCACAGAAAACACCAGGUUCUGCCUCAUCUGUAACUACCUGUCCAAGAUCAUCCCUGCAUUGCAGUCACGGUGCACGAGGUUCCGAUUUGGCCCUCUGACACCUGAGCUCAUGGUCCCUCGACUGGAACAUGUAGUACAAGAAGAGAAUGUGGAUAUAAGUGAAGAUGGAAUGAAGGCCCUUGUCACUCUGUCCAGUGGGGACAUGCGAAGGGCUUUGAACAUCCUGCAGAGUACCAAUAUGGCCUUUGGAAAGGUGACAGAGGAGACUGUCUACACCUGCACCGGACACCCACUCAAGACGGACAUUGCCAAUAUACUGGACUGGAUGCUCAAUCAGGACUUCACCACCGCCUACAAAAACAUCAUGGAGCUGAAGACUCUCAAGGGCUUGGCGCUGCAUGACAUCCUGACCGAGGUUCACUUGUUUGUGCACAGAGUUGACUUUCCAUCUUCAGUUCGGAUACACUUAUUGACCAAAAUGGCAGACAUUGAGUACAGACUUUCUGUUGGCACCAGUGAGAAGAUACAGCUGAGCUCCCUCAUCGCCGCUUUUCAAGUCACCAGAGACCUGAUAGUUGCAGAGGCCUAGAAGCUCCGAGGCCUGGCCCCUGGGUGACUGGAGGACAGAGGGCAUGCUGCCCUGGACCACUGGAUAAACCCAGUCACAGAAGUCUCUCUGCAGGCAUUUAGGUACUGCUCUCUGUGGCUGUUUGGAGCAGGAAUCUACAGAGCAACUUUAAUCGACACUGCUUGUCUUUGCCCCUUUACUAUCAAUCACUGGGAUGACAAAUUGGCUGCAGUGUAAUACAGAAGCUGAGUAUG